This is a messenger RNA of Lachancea dasiensis, 3438 nucleotides long. NCBI's taxonomy places the organism in Eukaryota, Fungi, Ascomycota, Saccharomycetes, Saccharomycetales, Saccharomycetaceae. The record is from the annotation of a GenBank genome assembly.
AUGGAGUCUCCUAAGCCCCUACCGAACCCUCCGAAGUCUACCAGGAGUGGAGCUUCUCCUACCAGAAAUCAAAAUUCACCUUCCAAAAGCGUGGAUGAAGAAGACUUCGAGUUUUAUAAUGAGUUUUCGAGAGGCAACGUGAAGGAUCUGAUCCAUGCUCUUACACAAGAGCUCAAGAGAACGGCAUUGGACACCGAGUACCUGUUCUUACCGUUUCGCCCAGAGCAGUCGAAUGAGAAGCUUUUAAAGUUUUUGAAUCGUGUUUUUCCACUUGGAAACGGAGUCGCCGUAGCUGACGGAAAACUUGAUAGAUUGAUCCGAGCAACUGAUCAGUGGACUCUGUUUCAGGCACUUAAGUACAUCUGGGCCAGACUUCCCGAGGGGCAGGUAGUAACAUGGAGUGCUUACCACGCGUUUGAAGAACGUGAGAAAGCCGAUGGGUUUUCUCCCAAAGCAUUUUUAGAGCUUAUGCCCAAAUGUCUGGUUUCGCCUGAUCACGCCUCCAUUGUGUACGACUUCUUUGAUCUCAUAGUCACGAUGGCGUCAAACUCUAAGCGGAACAAGAUGAGCGCGCGUAAGAUCUCGAAGAUGUUUGGCAUUUGGGCAUUUGGGAGCGAUGGCGGCAGAAAUGCUGCAACUUCAUAUGAUUUUGACAACGGCGUUGAUAAAAGAAAUGAAGACAUUAACACUUUCCAGAGUGGGCUUGACCAAUGGAUUCCUGCAUCUGAUGCCAUGUUCCAUCUCCUUCUCGCGUUUAUACGCAGUUUUGUUCCGCACGAUUUGAAUGAUGCCAAGAUUCCUACCACAUUGAAGACUAUAUUAUUCAAUAACAACUAUCCACCGAAGGACAGCACAGCAUACUCUUCGGAAACCACUCUUACGGUUCCAAUCGUGAGCCUGAAGACCACAAAAUUUUCAAAAAAGCCUUGGCAACUUAUUGAACGGUGUAACCAGCUAUUCGACUUUGCAAAUCACGAUGCAUUUGCGGCCCGAGAGGAUUACGCUCUUUUGAAGUCGCUUUUCAAAAAGAAGAAAAACAUUGAGGGCAUUAGUCGUAAGAUGUCGAAAGAGUCCCGUCGACUAAUGAAAGAGAUGUCUACCAAGCACUCUACAUUUCAAGCUGGCUGGGCCUCUCAAACUUGUAUUUCAUCAGCUGGUGCAUCCAAAGGUCCUAGUGAGCACUUACAAAUGAGUCGCGUCAAUAUUGACGAUUAUUUUAUUUGGGCCUGGCUCUCGUCUUUAUCCCAUGAACAGACAUCGCGUAAGCGAAAAAUAUUUGGAAGAUCUCUCAUCUUAGAAUUUGAAUUUGACGGCUUUAAAAAGUGGAUGGUCAUCGAGGAAUCAGACCUAAACGUGGAAUUGGCGAAACGUCAGAAGUUUGAUUCUUUAGAAAAUAUACCUCACGACGAUUCAGCUAUUCCCAUCAUUCAACAGGCAAAAAAUGCGCGUAACAUCACCCCAGCUUACGAAAAAUUCCAAAAGAACGUCACUACGGAAAAUUCCGUGGCCGCGGCCGAGAAGAAGUUACCUUUCGCACCUUCGAUUGUCAAUUCUCAUGAUGGACAAAAUACUUCUCCUUCCCCCCAACCGAAAGACCACUUAAAUGCGUUCAACUCAAACUCUAAGUUGAAUUCACUUCAAUCAAUUUCCAAAACCCACCAUGCCUCAAAAAAAUCCCCAAGUACAUUUCAAGCUCCUUUAAAUGAGACCGGACAUGAGCAACCAACUUAUAAAAACCAUAUAAACUCUGACAAUAAUACCAACCGUCAUGACUCAAGAGUUUUGAGUCAGUUCAGCAUGUUGAAUCCAGCUAAUUACGAGCUGCCAACAGUGAAGCGUGAAGAGUUCAAGGUUGAUUUACCCUCAUUUGAUAAAGAAAGUGAGGAUUAUAAAGGGCAAGGAAAUGAAUUUACGGAACCUGUCACCCUUUCUGUCACACCUCGUAACAAGGAAAGGGUGAAAAGCACUUGCAUCGACGACUUGAACUUAUUGGUUGACAAACUAAAUCAUCAAGUUUUGAAUUCAGAUCAAGAGGAUGAAAAGUCAACCGAGCAUGGUUCCGAGACGUUCGAAAGCCUUACAAUGUUUGAUAAGUAUAAAAAUAUACCAGGCCAAUCUACUGACACAUUGGCAGAAAGCGCUACUUCCAGUGUUGCGCCUCUGAAAAUUGGCGGCGGACAGUUUGAUCAGCAUUCAAUGGCGUCUCAAACACCUCUAAGAAUUAACAAUCAGGAUGGGCCCAACUCAAACAGCUUUGUUCACAUUAACUCGAACGAUGUAAAUCCAAUUGCUUCAUUACCAGGGUCUGCGACGGACGUAAAUUCUUACCAUGACACGAACCCUUCUUUCGUUGCCAGAAAGAAGGUUCCCAAUAGAAAGGAACCUGUCGCAGUAUCGAAUGAAAUACCUCAUUAUGAUAUGCCCUCACAGACGUCCUUGUCAAAAUCUUCAUCACCUAUUCUUUCAGCCCCUCGUGAAAAUUUAGGGCCAACAAGAACAAAGGAGAGAGCAACAGAAGUGCAUCAUAAUAAUGUACAGCAACCUGUUGUACCAAUCAAAAUUUCAAGGCACAGUCCCGUGGUCGCUCAGGAACCCAUGUAUUAUUCACACCAGCUGAACGAAGAACAUCGCAAACAGCCAACAACUGGCAUGGUAAUGCCGCAAGCUCACGUUCAAGCUCAAAAUACUGCACACUCUCAACAACCACAGGUAUAUCCACCAAACGUACAUUACGCGAGUCGUCAAGAGGGACUGCAUUCUCAUGCAAGACCUCGACAUGAUUCCCCGCACAGGAUGAAGCAUACGAUUGCACAACCCUAUAAUCAAAAUCUUGUUCUCAACUCACGAAUGGACAGCCCUCACUGGAUAUCGCAGCCAACACUUAAUACCUAUCCACCUGAUCAGCGCCAGAUACGAGCAGGGCACAGCGCGUCCGAGCCCAGUUUUAAUUCUCCUACGUCACAAGCCCAGGGCUCAGCGCUCAAAAGUCCGCAAUUGCCCCAUAGAUUUGGGCACUCGCCAAUCUCAAACACUACACAUUACAUGGCACCCAACUACCAAAACACUGGGCAUCAGCGUCCAGUCAAUUCUAAUCCUAGAAUUGUCACUCAAAAUCAACCUCAGCUCCCGAGCAAUGCUAUAACUUCACCCGUUGGGCCAGUCCCCUCAAGAACCCAACACCCACCCACAUCGGCAGUACAUGGCUAUCCAAUACAACAAUCACCACGGAUGGGUAGCCCAGGAACUUUCAUCCCCCUUACAACUGGCCAACAUGUUCCAUAUUCGUCGUCUCCUUCGCAUCUCGGUUACGGUGUAAUGCAGACUACAGGGUCUCCUAGGCCACCUAUCGGAGGCAAACUACACGGUGGAUUUGCAACAAAAAAAGAUGACCGUAAGAGGCUUCACGACACAAUAAGAAAUGGUGCUUUUGGGAUUUAA